Messenger RNA from Dichomitus squalens LYAD-421 SS1, 186 nucleotides. RefSeq lists its product as uncharacterized. The transcript has a single exon. The record is from RefSeq and is a predicted model, not a curated record. The coding region runs from base 1 to 186 and encodes 61 amino acids. Lineage: Eukaryota; Fungi; Basidiomycota; Agaricomycetes; Polyporales; Polyporaceae.
AUGCUGUCUCCCCUUCCUCCCUGUGGCCUACCGGCGCGGUUGCUGCGACUGGUCUCCUCGGCGACGAGCCCCGACUCGGUCAACACGGCGGCUUCAUCCAUCUCGCAAUCACAGCUUGCCAUGAGUACUCCUGGCUGCUUCUAUCUGCCCUCUCUUUGGCUACUUUGUCUCGCUGGGUCCAUGUGA